CCGUUCUCAGGGGGAAAAGGUCUCCACUUUCAACGAGAGAGGGAGACAGAAGAAGGAGCGAGCAGACAGAUUGAAGAAGCGAAUGGCUCGACAAGCCGCAGCGAAGCUGAUCGGCUCGAUCGCAUCCGAGAAGCCGUCCUCUCUUUUUGGAUUGGCCUCUCAGGCGCGCAAGUACGCCGCCGCCGUCGCUCCGCCUCCGCCGGCGGUGUUCGUCGACAAGAACACUCGGGUGAUAUGUCAGGGCAUCACCGGGAAGAACGGCACCUUCCAUACCGAGCAGGCCAUCGAGUAUGGCACCAAAAUGGUAGGAGGUGUGACACCAAAGAAGGGCGGAACCGAGCAUUUGGGGCUUCCUGUUUUCAACUCGGUUGCCGAGGCGAAGGCCGAGACUAAGGCCAAUGCUUCCGUCGUUUAUGUUCCUCCGCCUUUUGCUGCUGCUGCUAUCAUGGAAGCUAUGGAAGCUGAGUUGGACCUCGUCGUGUGCAUAACGGAGGGGAUUCCUCAACAUGACAUGGUGAAGGUCAAGGCAGCGCUGAACAGGCAGUCCAAGACUCGAUUAAUUGGCCCAAACUGCCCUGGUAUAAUCAAGCCUGGGGAAUGUAAAAUUGGCAUCAUGCCAGGUUACAUCCACAAGCCCGGGCGUGUGGGAAUCGUUUCUCGUUCUGGUACCUUGACAUAUGAGGCAGUUUUCCAAACAACUGCAGUUGGUCUUGGACAAUCCACAUGUGUAGGCAUCGGAGGGGACCCUUUCAAUGGUACAAACUUUGUUGAUUGCAUCGAGAGGUUCCUUGUGGAUCCCCAGACAGAAGGGAUAGUUCUAAUUGGUGAAAUCGGAGGGACAGCAGAAGAGGAUGCUGCUGCAUUAAUUAAGGAAAGCAAGACCGAAAAGCCUGUUGUUGCAUUUAUCGCUGGACUGACCGCUCCUCCUGGUCGUCGUAUGGGACAUGCUGGAGCUAUCGUGUCGGGAGGGAAAGGCACAGCUCAGGACAAAAUCAAGACCCUCAGAGAAGCCGGGGUUACCGUGGUAGAAUCACCUGCCAAAAUUGGUGCUGCAAUGUUCGACGUUUUCAAGCAGAGAGGCCUUGUUUAGUUAGUGCAAGAGACUCUUCCGGCGAUCCUCUCUGGUCUUUUCUUUCUUGCAUGAUUUUUUGGAGCAUCGCUCAAUGCGAUUGACAUCAAGGCUUGCGGUAGGGUUGGUUCAUGAAAGCUCGUCGAAUUUAUUUACUUGGGAUGGUUUGCUCAUUGUAAUAAACUUGAGCACAACAAUUUCGUCAAAAACCAUGCAACCGGAAUCUUCAGUAGAGGGAUUACCGUCUCUGAAGUUUUGAGUCUUCAUGGGAAAUGUACGGAUAAUAACUCUUACGUGACACGGCUAUUCGAGAAUAUCAUAGAACCCUACUUUAGCCGA
Messenger RNA from Punica granatum (pomegranate), 1408 nucleotides. NCBI's taxonomy places the organism in Eukaryota, Viridiplantae, Streptophyta, Magnoliopsida, Myrtales, Lythraceae. The record is from RefSeq and is a predicted model, not a curated record.